GCUCUUUUCACAGUUCAGCUGCUGUGAAAUGUACAGCUUUAUAAAAUCAGACGAGCGGCUGAGGAUAGAAGCAGAGAGUCGCAAUUAAUCGAUUUUAUCAACAUUUUGCUGCGACUGAAAUUCAGGAAGGAACGACAGCAUACGUGUGUGUAUCAGUAUUAAGAUGGGAGUUUGGAGUGUGUGCUGCAUUUUGCUCUUCAGCUGUCAGCUGAAGUUCUCCUGUGCUCACAAUGACUUCUUCACAUCCAUCGGUCACAUGACGGAUCUGCUGUUCACAGAGAAAGAUCUUGUGACAUCACUGAAAGAUUACAUCAGAGCAGAGGAGAGGAAACUGGAGCAGGUCAAACAGUGGGCUGAAAAGCUGGAUGCUCUAACAACCACAGCCACUCAGGACCCAGAGGGGUUUUUGGGUCACCCUGUCAAUGCCUUUAAACUGAUGAAGAGACUCAACAAAGAGUGGAGUGAAGUUGAAGACCUUGUUCUCAAAGACAUGUCUGAUGGCUUCAUCUCAAAUUUGACCAUUCAGCGUCAGUAUUUCCCUAAUGAUGAGGACCAGACGGGUGCGGCCAAAGCUCUCCUCCGACUACAGGAUACUUACAAACUGGACACACAGACCAUCUCCUCUGGAGACCUGCCUGGCCUCACGACAGGCUUGCCAUUUAAGAGCACUCUGACAGUAGAGGAUUGUUAUGAGUUGGGAAAAAUUGCCUACUCUGAAGCAGACUACUACCACACAGAGCUGUGGAUGGAACAGGCUCUCAAACAACUGAAUGAGGAAGAAGAAUCCAGCAUCAAGAUUGUGACAGUGCUGGACUACCUCAGCUACUCAGUGUACCAGCAAGGGGAGCUGGAGAGAGCUCUUGACUAUACCAUGAGACUGCUUACUAUGGAUCCUGAGCACCAGAGGGCCCUUGGGAACUUGAAGUACUUUGACUAUCAGCUCGCCAAACAGAAGAAGGCUGAGAGAGAGCAGAGCGCUAAAGAGGAGAGCAAGAAUAAGCAACAGAAGGACUCUGAGAGAAAAGAAUAUCUGCCUGAGAAAAGGAAGUAUGAGCAGCUGUGCAGAGGAGAGGGACUCAGAAUGUCUCCUCGCAGACAGAGGCGUUUGUUCUGCCGUUACUACAACAACAACAGACAUCCAUUUUACAUGCUCGGGCCAGUUAAACAGGAGGAUGAAUGGGAUCGUCCACGUAUUGUCCGUUACUACAACGUUAUAACAGAAAAAGAGAUGGAAAAGAUCAAGGAGUUGGCCAAACCCAGACUGCGCAGAGCCACCAUCUCCAACCCCAUUACAGGUGUUCUAGAGACCGCACAGUAUCGCAUCAGUAAAAGGCGUGCUACCGUGCAUGACCCACAAACGGGCAAACUCACCACCGCCCAGUACAGAGUUUCCAAGAGCGCAUGGUUGGCGGCCUAUGAGCAUCCAGUUGUAGAUCGCAUUAAUCAACGUAUAGAAGACAUCACAGGCCUAGAUGUGAAAACAGCAGAAGAGCUGCAGGUAGCAAAUUAUGGUGUUGGAGGACAAUAUGAGCCACACUUUGACUUUGGACGGAAAGAUGAACCAGAUGCCUUUAAAGAGCUGGGCACAGGGAAUCGAAUAGCAACCUGGCUAUUCUAUAUGAGUGAUGUACCAGCAGGAGGCGCCACAGUCUUUCCAGAAGUAGGAGCUGCAAUAAAGCCGAUGAAGGGUACAGCAGUAUUUUGGUAUAAUCUCUUUCCCAGUGGAGAAGGAGAUUACAGCACACGACAUGCGGCUUGUCCAGUACUGGUGGGCAACAAGUGGGUUUCAAAUAAAUGGAUCCAUGAGAGAGGUCAGGAAUUCAGAAGACCGUGUGGCCUGAAAGAGACUGAUUGAUCGAACUGGAAGCCCAAACUAUCCUCCAUCUCUUCUACUUUCCCUGGAGUCUUAAUAGAUGUCUAACCUGUCUCAAAAACACAGCACCCUCCAUACUGUACAAAUCCACUGUGUCCACAGCAGCCAACAAUGUUACCUAUCACAUUUAUUUUUAAUAAGUUUACGUGUGUGUGUGUGUGUGUGUGUGUGUUUUUUACAUGACCUCUGUUAGUGCCUUUUGUUGUUGAAUUCCAGAGCUUCUAUGGAUGAAGCCAUUGCUGAAAAACACUCCAAAACCGAACAAACAUCAGGAUAUUUAGGUCACUUGGGCAGCAGAAAUCCAGACAAUUCAAAUUUGUAUGCCCUUACUUUGCUUCACUCCGUCACAUGGACUUGGAUGUACAUCAUUGUUCAUGUUGCAAAAGUGCCCACUAAUGGUGGAUCCCACACAAUGGGCUUAAAUGGAACGACCUAAGCCCUUGAUCACUUCAGCUGCUGUGGACUGGAGCAAAAGGCUGAUGCCAUUUUAUUAAAUUGGCAAUAUUUUGGCAAUAUUUGCACCUGAAGAGACAACAUCUUCAGCGAUUGAUACAAUCCCAGAUUCAAGUAAAGUUUAGUUGUAAUUUCAGAGGCUUAUAUAUAGAUCUUGUCUGUUAAGAAAAAAAAAGUUUUUAUUAGAAUUAAUAGUCAGAAAGUAUAAUUGUUGGUUCAACCUAUUGUCUCAAAAGGCUGUUAGCUGUUUGACUGUAAUAACAAAUUAUAAAUUCUUUCCCUGAUGAUUGCA
Xyrauchen texanus (razorback sucker) is the source of this 2618-nucleotide messenger RNA. It is a transcript of the gene p4ha1a, whose product is annotated as prolyl 4-hydroxylase, alpha polypeptide I a. The record is from RefSeq and is a predicted model, not a curated record. The transcript is spliced from 16 exons. Lineage: Eukaryota; Metazoa; Chordata; Actinopteri; Cypriniformes; Catostomidae. Gene Ontology annotation, cellular component: endoplasmic reticulum. Gene Ontology annotation, biological process: peptidyl-proline hydroxylation to 4-hydroxy-L-proline. Bases 164 to 1855 code for a protein of 563 amino acids. Gene Ontology annotation, molecular function: L-ascorbic acid binding; iron ion binding; protein binding.